UCUCGCGAUAUUACUCGAGAUUCGAGAGACCAAGCGAUUCUUUUCCUCGAUACAUUUCGAUACAAGCAUGAAAUCAAUUCAUCAAUGUGAUUGGUUGGAUCUGAAAGUAAGACCCAAUCACACUCGACUGCAGUGGCCAUUCGGUGAAGGAUUAUACUGGAAUCACCCAAUGAAAAUUUUGUGAAAACGCUACUUUUCUCGGCUGCGAUUGGUUACACGUGACGUAAUUAAACAGUGCACGCACGUACGCAUGCACACCAGGGGAGGUUAUGCUGCGUCGUAGAUGCUGGCAUUUUACCGCUCCACGUUGUCUUCACGGAGUUCUCGUACGCUUCGUGGCAUUCGGCGUUUGAAUUGCACGUAUUUUAGCAAACUUCAAAAUGGAGCAAGAAAAAAGUAAGAAGAAGGAUAAGAAGAAGACGAUUGGCGAGCUGCAGUUGGAAGCGAAGUGCGAGAUCGAACCCUCCAAAAUGGAGGUGAAGCUCAAGUGUGAAAACUGGCCAUUGCUGUUUAAGAAUGUUGACAAGAUGUGUACACGCACGAAUCACUAUACCCCGUUGUCAAGCGGCUCUACACCGCUACAUCGUAGCUUGUCCGAGUAUAUAAAGUCAGGUUGCAUCAAUUUGGACAAGCCGUGCAAUCCCUCGUCGCACGAGGUAGUGGCUUGGAUAAAGAAGAUCCUGAAGGUAGAGAAGACCGGCCACUCCGGCACGUUGGAUCCCAAGGUGUCGGGGGUCCUGAUAGUCUGCAUAGACAAGGCGACGAGACUGGCCAAGUCCCAGCAGUCCGCCGGGAAGGAAUACGUUGCUGUGUUUAAGCUUCAUUCCGCCCCGGAAAGUAUACAGAAGGUGAAACAAGCAUUGGAAAAAUUGCGCGGUGCUCUAUUUCAAAGGCCGCCGCUGAUAUCAGCGGUCAAAAGACAACUCCGCGUUAGGACAGUUUACGACAGUUGGUUCCUUGAUUACGACCAGGAACGCAAUAUGGGAGUAUUCCGCGUUAGCUGUGAAGCUGGCUCCUAUAUUAGAACUAUGUGUGUCCAUCUCGGGCUCUUCUUAGGUACCGGUUGUCACAUGCAAGAACUUCGAAGAAGUCGUUCCGGCGUUCAGGCCGAAAAGGAUGGUAUGGUUACCAUGCAUGAUAUUCUCGACGCCCAGUGGAUGUAUGAAAAUCACGGGGACGAAUCGUAUCUAAGAAGAGUUAUAAAGCCGCUGGAAUCUUUGCUAGUGGGUCACAAAAGAAUCAUCAUAAAGGACAGCGCCGUGAAUGCAAUUUGUUAUGGAGCUAAAAUAAUGCUACCGGGCGUUUUGAUGUAUGACCAAGAUAUAGAGUGUAAUAAGGAAAUUGUAAUAGUGACUACUAAGGGCGAAGCCGUGGCACUUGCCAUAGCUUUGAUGUCUUCUUCAACCAUGGCUACCUGUGAUCAUGGAGUAGUUGCGAAACUUAAAAGAGUUAUCAUGGAGAGAGAUUCGUAUCCGAGGAAGUGGGGCUUGGGACCCAAAGCAUCGCAAAAGAAACGUAUGAUAGUUGAAGGGAUGUUAGAUAAACAUGGAAAACCUAAUGAAAACACACCUGCUGAAUGGUUACAUGGUUACAAAGACUAUGCCGAAUUGUCAACGACAACAGCAUCACCGACGACAUCCGCAGCAGCAUUAACAACAGCAUCAACAACGACGGAAAAGAAUGGUGACAUAACCAUUGGCAAAAAAAGGAAAAGAGAAGAAGACGCGAGUACGGUAGUAGAAAAAACAGCGGAUAAUUCAGAAACAUCACCGAAAGAUAAAAAGAAGAAAAAAGAGAAAAAGAAAAAGAAGGAGAAACAUGACACGGAAGGCGAAGAAGCUGCCACUGCAAUGGAAGAACCUGCCACUGCAGUGGAAGAAGCUGUCAGUGGGGAAUCCGCAGGAAAAGAAGAGAAAAAGAAAAAGAAGAAGAAGAAGAAGGACAAAGAUCAAGAACCUACCUCGAGUUAGAUUUAUAAAAACUUAUUGAAUUUUUUUAUUGAAUUAUAUUAUUUCUAGAUUAUAUUAAGACAAUUUUGUAUAUUAUACAAUAAACAGUUUUAUUCCGAGAACAUAAACAAAUACAAAAUAUCUGCGAGAUUCUUUCUUUUACAGUUUCUGAUGUUUCUCUUACGUUAUUCUUCAUAUAAAUCUUCUCAGAUGCGAAUGUACAAGUCUAAAGUUUAGAGUUUAGAGUCUAAACUAGUAUUCUCUAAUUUGUAUUCUGAUUUUUCUUAAGAUUAAGUUGAAAGAAUAUAUUGUACAUAUAUUUUUUUUAUUUUUUUUUAUCGUAAAGGAAUCAUGCAUACCUAUUUAUAUGCAUUUUGGUUUUUCUCCACGAUAUAUGAACCUACAUAAAUCAUGUAUAUAAUUUGAUAUAGAUUAUAAUUGCACACAGAUGUCUGAGUAUCAAUAAUAAUUUAUUAUAUUUUCAAGAAUGUAGACGGAAAAAAAUAACGUAACCAUUGGCAAGAAAAGAAAGAGAAGAAGACGCGAGUGCUGAUGUAGUGAAACAAAAAAUGUGAGAUAAAAAUUGAUUAUAAAUGUCUAUUCUGUGUCUAACUCUAUCAUCAUCAUCAAUAUCAAACUGAAGUUUGAAAUCGGGCCAUGGCCUCGAACUUCAGUAAUAUUGAUGAAGUUUCCUUCAAGUUUCUUAACAAUAAUUUUUAACGUGGCAGGUUGUUAGCCUAAACGCCCAAGCCUUGGAGGACCACUAAUCACUUUAUGGGAGG
Temnothorax curvispinosus is the source of this 2731-nucleotide messenger RNA. RefSeq names its product H/ACA ribonucleoprotein complex subunit 4-like. Gene Ontology annotation, biological process: snRNA pseudouridine synthesis; mRNA pseudouridine synthesis; rRNA pseudouridine synthesis. The transcript is spliced from 8 exons. The record is from RefSeq and is a predicted model, not a curated record. NCBI's taxonomy places the organism in Eukaryota, Metazoa, Arthropoda, Insecta, Hymenoptera, Formicidae. Gene Ontology annotation, cellular component: box H/ACA snoRNP complex. The coding region runs from base 381 to 1970 and encodes 529 amino acids. Gene Ontology annotation, molecular function: RNA binding; pseudouridine synthase activity.